AUGAAGCAUACAUCUAUGUCCCUCCUCCGCGACACCACGCUCAGCCAGGCCAUCCGGGGGCUGGGAGGUCGCCAGUGGCUGCUGUUCCCCGACGAGGAGCCCACAUUUGAAUUCCAGCCGGCCAAGCGCCGUUCCAGCAGCUCUCUCGCCAGCAAAGACGUCUCGGCUGCUAAAGACAGCAAUUUCGCUGCCCUCGUCGAUUGGUACGGUCCAAACGACCCCGAGAAUCCGAGGAAUUGGUCCGCGCGACGAAAGAUCUGGGUCACCGCGCUGGUCACUCGUGUUGAUGCAGAUGGCAUGGGCCCCAUGCUCUUCUCGCCCCUGAGUGAGAUUGCCGUGAUUGGACGCAAUCCGCCCUACGUCGUCUCCUUCACCGUCUUCGUCGUCGUCUCCAUCAUUCUCGCCGUCGUCGACAGCUUCCCGGCCAUCCUCGUGCUGCGCUUUCUUCAGGGCUUCUUUGGCAGCCCCUGCCUGGCCAGCGGGGGCGCCUCCAUCCAGGAUAUCUUCUCCUGGUCCACGGCGCCCUAUGGCUUCGUCUUCUGGGUCGGCGGUUUCUACUGCGGUCCGGCCCUGGGGCCGCUUCUCGCCGGCUACGCCGUGUCGACGAACUGGCGCUGGCCCCUGUGGGAGAUGGUCAUCAUGUCGGCCCCGUUCCUGAUCGUGCUGCUGGCCUUUCUGCCCGAGACCUCGCACGAGACGCUGCUCCUGCGCCGGGCCCAGCGCCUGCGUCGUCGCACGGGCAAUCUGGCCCUCCGCGCCCUCAGCGAGACGAAGACGCUGGACUUUCACGCCAUCCUGGUGGAUGCCCUCGUGAAGCCGACGGAGAUCGCGAUCAAGGAUCCGGCCAUUGCGUUUGUGUGCGUGUACAGCUCCUUCGUCUACGCCAUCUACUACUCCUUCUUCGAGGCGUUUCCCAUCACGUACGGGGAGACGUACGCCAUGUCGUUACCGUCCACAGCCCCCGACUCAGGAAUCCCGCCUGAUCCCGGCCCUGCCAGCGGUAUGCUUCCUGCCCGCGGGGCUCUUCCUCUACGCGUGGACGGCGCGGGCCUCGAUCCACUGGCUGGUACCGACGCUGGGCGUGACGGUCUACGCGGGGGCGUCGUUUGUCGUGUUCCAGGCGAUCAUCUGCUACGUGCCGCUGUCGUAUCCGCGGUACGUAGCGUCGCUGUUUGCGGCCAACGACUUUACGCGGUCGAUGGCGGCGGCGGGGUUCGUCAUGUUCUCGCGGGCCAUGUACGUCAAUCUGGGCAUCGACCGGGGGGUGACGGUGCUGGCGGGGCUGUCGAUCAUGGGGAUUCUGGGCAUGUUUUUUCUGUAUGUGUAUGGGCAGAAGCUGCGAGCGCGGAGCAAGUUUGCUGGAUAAAACACUAUACUAUACGGACUGCUGUAUAA
This is a messenger RNA of Rasamsonia emersonii CBS 393.64, 1395 nucleotides long. Its product is annotated as Synaptic vesicle transporter SVOP-like transporter. The record is from RefSeq and is a predicted model, not a curated record. Gene Ontology annotation, molecular function: fluconazole transmembrane transporter activity. The coding region runs from base 1 to 1395 and encodes 464 amino acids. Gene Ontology annotation, biological process: xenobiotic detoxification by transmembrane export across the plasma membrane. The transcript has 4 exons. Lineage: Eukaryota; Fungi; Ascomycota; Eurotiomycetes; Eurotiales; Trichocomaceae.